GGACCAGCUUUCUAAUCUCUGAUCUCUUGGAUUAUACUAAUGGAGGGGAUUUAACCUGUCUAUUUUUAUUUUCAGCGCGAUUUUACGCACCAUUUUGCGCGCUCGUAUUUGCGCCGUAAGGGUGGAUUAAUCCCCAGAUAGUUUUUGCCAUAUUUUAUUUGCACUCUUCGGGUUUCCAUGGAUUAUUACGGGAUUCGUAUGAUGCUGAAUAACGACGAUGAGCUUUUUGUCUCUGGAGCGAGUGGAGGCGCGUUGGAUUAGGAACCAGCAACUUCCCAAAGCUCUUGGAGCAAAUCUACCUGUUAAAUCUUAGGAGGCACUUUGAGCCGUUUCUCCCCCCUUCACAGGGUGGGAUGGAGAACGAGCUGAGACCCAGGCUCUGCUUUCUGGUCAAAGGACAGUGUGGAUAUGGCUUCCACCUGAAAGGAGAGAAGAAGAAACGCGGACAGUUCAUCCGCACAGUGGAGCCUGGCUCCCCGGCUGACCUGGCCGGGCUCCGACCUGGGGACCGACUGGUGGAGGUGAACGGGGAGAAUGUGGAGAAAGAAACUCAUCAUCAGGUGGUGAAACGCAUCUGCGAGGUGCCCCACCGCACCAGGCUGCUAGUGGUGGACAGAGAAACGGAUGACUACCUGCACAGCCAGGGCUUGGCCUGCACAGAGGACCAGGCCAUAGAAAUGGGAACCCUCUCCCCACGUCCCUCUCCAAGGCCCACACCCUCAGCCUCACCUAUACCAAGAGGAAACUCCCCCCUGUCUCCCAAAUCCAAUCUCAGACACUUCUUUCGCAAUUCUCCUGUACACCCACCCACUUAUAUAACCACCCAAGACAAAGACAAGAGAGCCUCAAUGACAUCUAGUUCAGCGAUAGACACAGAGGUUGGGCAUUCACCUGAGCCGACGGUGGAGCUCCUUCCUCGUCUGUGUCGCCUGGUGAAGGGGGAGAACGGCUACUGCUUCAACCUGCAAAACGAUAAGAAGAAGGGCGGCCAGUUUGUCCGUUCUGUGGACCACGACUCACCUGCAGAGAGAGCAGGUCUCCGAACUGGAGACAGAUUAGUGGAGGUAAAUGGAGUGAACACAAAGGGCCUAAGGCACUCAGAGGUGGUGGCGCUCAUCAGAUCCAAAGAAGAUGAAGUCUUUCUUCUGGUGGUUGACCAGGAGACAGAUGAGCUCUUCCACAGGCUGGGAAUUACGCCAACCACUGCCCACAUUAAAGGUCAAACAGCCCUUGAACUCCAACACUCAACGGUCCAGACUACUGAGACAAUGCUAAACUUUGUUUUCAUUUUUACAGAGGUCUAUGUGGAUGGAGGACGUGCAGAAAGCACCCCUCCAACCCCCUCUCCAACCACCGAGCUCCCUGCAACAGAUGCACCAGUCAUUAGCAUCACACUGACAGACCCUGAGAUCAUGAACACUUCUCCAAAAUCCCGAGCCAAUGGGAGCUCUGCGUCCCAUUCCUCCAGGAGUUCCACGACCCAGUCAGAGAUCAGCAGCUCCGACAUGAGUUACCAGGUUCCUGACGAUGACGACCGGCGUAUUUCAGACCCCUUCAUGGAAAGCGGCCUGCAUCUUAGUCCCACAGCUGCUGAAGCUAGACAGAAGGUCCUUGCCACCCACAACAAGAAGAGAGCUCCCCCUAUGGACUGGAGCAGGAAGCAGGAGCUCUUCAGCAACUUUUGAACCAAGAAGAUGCAAGAAUAAGACACAAAAUGGCACAAAAAUCUUAAUGGCUCUUCACUAUUUAUAAGCAAAAAUAAAGUCUUCCAUCUUGUAGAUGUAUGGGCAGAAAAUGAGCAAAAUGUAAUGAAAGGUAGUUACUGUUUAGUAUAAAAGUAGCGUGUAAUAUCACAUAUCCUCUAGGUGUAAUCUGUACAGUUAUCUCUAAGGGUAAAGACAUUUCUAUGCAAACAAGUCAACGGUAAUGCAAUAACUGUUUGACUGUCGCUGAGACUGUCAACUAAAAAUGAGAGCCUGGUGAUCGACGUAUAGUGAAAGCUAGCAUGAAGAUAAUACACUGAAAAAGAACAGAAAGCAUAUUUCUUGUCCAGCAAAUACACAUGUUCUUUCAGAUUGUGCAAAAACUAUUUGGGUGCAUGAAAAUCUUUCAGGAAAAGGAGCAAAUUUGCAGUAUCAACAUCUGUGCUGCAUGGAAACCAAACAGAAGAAGAUUAUGUGAAGGAGGAUCCAAACAAGCAACAUCUGUACCACAGAAAGGAGUAGUGACCAUUUUUCUGGCUGGGCAUUUUUCUCUUUAAAAUUGUCAGCAGCUGGUUUUAUUUUUCUGUUAUUGUGUAAAAAUCUGUAGUAAAGGUAUGUGUAAGUAUAUUGAUAUGAAGGCAAAAAGAAAGCAAAAAGUUGAUCACUAAGCUGUGGCUAAUUUACCACCAUGUUUAUGAAGCAGCAGAUUGUCUGAUGGAAGUCUCCUGUGGACAAAGAUGCCAGGACCGUUUCAAAGUCUUUUUGUUUUUUCCUUGUCUCAAUUUCUGCCAAACCAGCUUUAAAACUUUAUAUCACUCCUGUUUGCUCUGAUAUUAGUUUCUGUACACAUCUAUGGCCAUACACUUUCAAUGUUUGUUGUAUAAUGGUUGUAUUUUUGGUAGAAAAUGUCCAACAUCACCACCUCGGAUGUCUCUUUAGAACAAGUAGCAGUUUUAGGUGAUUUGACAUAAUCAUAGGUUCUUGUCAAUGUAUUUCUCUCUUUUUCAAAAUAGAUGCUUAAACCUUUAAUGUACAUACAGAGCAAAUGAUUGAUUGAUCACUUCACCGCUCCUCUUAUAUAUUAAUGAAUACUGUCUGGGCAGAAAUACUGUUAAAUUAGAUGUAUUUAUUACUCAUUUAGCUUUUUCCAAAACGUUUCUCCCUUUUUGGUUUAAACAUCUAACAGUGUGAAGUAAACCUUUUUAAAAUAUGUGUAUUGCAACAGUAAUAUUAGGCCAUAGUUCUCAGAUAUGGAGCAACAAGUGUUACAUUUUCAUGCAAAAGAUUUAGCUGACACAUUUAUAAAUCAGCUCACUUUUCUCACAUGUACCACACGUCCGGCACAUUGGAGAUGGCAACACAAUUAAUACAAUUUUAUAUAAUUUUCGCAAAUCUAAAUGUUAAAUUUGACUUUAAAUGUCUAAAUGUUGUUUUACAAAAAUGUUAAAUUGGUGAAUACAUUUUGAGUUUAAAUGCUAAAGCCAUAUCUAUUUUAUACAUUUAUACAUUAAUGGGAAACCUGAAUGUAAAAUCUUUGAAGCAAGUGUUGUUGGGGUUUUUUUUUUUUCGCAUAGCACCAUUUAUUCUCAGGGUAAUUCAAAAUGCUUUACAGUGUAAAACAAAGGAACAGAGAUUUCAAAAAAAACUCCUGAUGUAUCAAAAAGAUGAAUGAAGCAUAAAACUUGAGACAUAAUCACAUGAAAGAAUCAAAUUGUUGGGAUUAUGAUUGUUGAUUAAUAUUUAUCAAGAAUUAUAAUUAAAAAUCAUA
Molecule: messenger RNA, 3471 nt
Organism: Girardinichthys multiradiatus
Lineage: Eukaryota; Metazoa; Chordata; Actinopteri; Cyprinodontiformes; Goodeidae
Gene: nherf2
Product: Na(+)/H(+) exchange regulatory cofactor NHE-RF2
Exons: 5
Coding region: 354-1685 (443 amino acids)
Biological process (GO): protein localization to plasma membrane
Cellular component (GO): apical plasma membrane
Molecular function (GO): signaling receptor binding; protein-membrane adaptor activity
Source: RefSeq, a predicted model, not a curated record